Vitrella brassicaformis is the source of this 1739-nucleotide messenger RNA. NCBI's taxonomy places the organism in Eukaryota, Vitrellaceae. The record is from the annotation of a GenBank genome assembly.
CGAGCCUCUGGAGUCCCGCGCGAUGGAUUCUCGUAGAACAUCCACGUUCAGCACCGUCCUGAUCCUCCUCCAGCUGUGUCAGCAGGUCUCAUCGUCGCGUGUCCUAGCGCGUGUUACGGAUGACGUAACCUGUUUCCAGCGGCCCCAUGAUCUCCCUGAGAAGCCAAUCGACAUCAGGUGAGUGGAAAGGGUAAGGGCAGCUAGGAGAGCUCUUGGCCGCUGCAAUGGGUGGCUGGAUGGGAUGCAUGCAGCUGCUCCGUGAAGGUCGCCGACGAUUUCCGCCAUCGGCUGCAGCCAAACCUCAAGGACAAACACAUGCUGGAUGUAGUCCUGCGGCUGCGAAAAAAAGGAAGAGGUGUUGGCGGCAAGGCUGAGCUUCAAAUCUCACUGCAGAAUGUCGGCGGAAUCGACGUCACAAACGGUGGUUGCGUCUUGCAGUUGAAGGGCGACGGCGACUGUUCCUUGGAGAGGUACGUGCAUUUGGGGGCACAUAGGAUGCCAACUUCAAUGUGUGUCUCUGUUGACGCAGUCUGGACAAAGCCGACAAAUUGAAUGGCAAUUCCCUGAUGGUCGCGAUGCUGUCAUGGGUCGAUACCUACGGAGAGGGCUGGGGCUGCACCAAGGGACUGAGCCUCGUCGACAUCAGCAGCAUCAAGGAGAGCUACAUGCUUACACACGCAAGUACGUGUCUGGAGAUAGACAUAUGUGACACAUUUCAUGGCUCGAUGUAUGUCAGGUUUCUACUACCAGUCGUUCGGCUUCAAGUUUGGGCCCAAGGCAAACAAAAAGGCGGUCGACAGCUGCAGGGACAUGCUGAGCUUCCUUCGUGACGAGGCGGAUGUCUUGUCAACUGUGAAGAGUAAUGCCGUCAUGGUGCUGCACCAAGCGCUCAGCGCAUCAGGCAAGAUUGGCCGCGAUAUCGUCAAGAAGGUUGACAAGGAGGUCCGCGAUACCAACAUCGACGAUCCAGAGGCCAGACUUGAGGAGAUGCGUCGCAAAACGAUCGACGUCGUCGAGGAGCAACCCGCACUAAAACAGUCUGUGUCGACUUCUCCGCUGACCCCGUUCCGCCAGACUCGAGAUACGGUUGGAUCAAAAAAGGCGAUGAUCGGCGAGAAACGCUUGUUCUUCGACCUCCUUCUUGCCUGGCCCGAGCUGGAGGAGAUGACUCAGGAGUGCGUGUCCAGGGGAGAGAGAAUCCGCGAUGGCCCGAUCAACCCCCAAGCCAGUCAGCUGCCCCAUCUGCGCCCCAAAGCCACCAUUGACCCCACCUUCCCGCCAGGCAGCAACGCCCACGAGCUUAUGUGUCUGAUCCAGUCGGCCGGGCUUGUGCUCAUGAAGCAUGCAGACAAGAAGCGAUUGGAGAGAAUCAUGGAUGACUUCCCAUCAAUGCUACUGGCCCAGAGCCUGCCUGCCGGUGCUCGGAAAUGCCUCAACGUGUCCACAGGAGUGCGGCAGCUCGGAGACACGCAUCGCUACACACUCGUGGAGGAGUUCGCCACACCUUCCAAUUAAAAAGAAACGAGAGAAAACUGCAUGAGUGAAGCGACAAAAACAAAAACAGACAGGUCGAUGGACGCAUACAUGCAUCAUCGAGACACAUCCUUGCAACAGCGCGGGAGAGACACGACGCACAUGUUGCGGAACGAGAUGGCCACAUGAGUGUUUCCUGCCUUAACGAGAUUAUCAGGCAGGAAACACAGUGAUAAUCGACGGAUCGGUCAUGCGGUCCAAUAAUC